AUGAAUGGAUUCGCUUACGGCAACGCCUAUGAUGGCAGCGGUGGUCAUGGUGGUGGAAUGGAUGACGACGACAACGAUGGAGCGGACGGGAUGAUUACGAUUGGAGGCCCGGCCGGACUGUUGGGAGGUGACUCAGGACAGACCUUGGAUGAGAUUGUGAGCCAGAAUUCUCGAAUGAUCCGUCGACAGAGCAUGCCGCAGCCUUUUGGGAACAACCCCGCAGGCAUCAACGUGGCCGAUAUGCGACGGAUAUCAAUGAUGGAAUACGGCAGUGCCUCGCCGGCAGAUCUGGCGAAUUUUCAAUACGACAGCAGCGGAGGCAUCGCACCUCAGCCACAUCGACGGAUGACCCAUCACAACGCCCAUGGUGCGCGAGAUCUCGCACUCAACACCCAGGACUUCGCCAACAAUGCGCAGACUUACAAUGCCAUGAUGGCACAAAAUUCGCCUUACGGUCUGACCAACAACAUGGGACAAUCCAGCGGGCUAGACAUGAGCAUGAAGAGUCCGUAUAUUGACACCUCGGUUGGCAUGGGCAUGGAAUUUGUGGGCGACGGUAGUGGCAUGAACAGCGCUAUGAGCACUGAUGCCAUGGAGCAGCAAAUGAACAUGUACAGCCAAGCCCAGUUCAACCAACCGGUGAUGCAAUCUCCCAUGAACGCCAGCGGCGGGCAAGCCACGCCACAGAAUGGAGGCAUGUCAGCUCACGGGUCUGCUGGGAGCGGCAGCAUACAUUCGCAAUAUGGACAGCAGACUGGUGGCACUCCCAAUAACAUGCGGCAUUUCUCGCAUGGCUCCAACAUGCAGAAUUCAGAUAUGCAAUCCACCGGGCAUCAUAAUAUGAACGCGAUGGGUCACAAUGCUCAAAUAGCUGGUCCCAUGCAGCGAGCGCCAGUCGUUCAUCGAAAGUCAAGUCGAAAUCAAGUCCCGAAUCCCAACACCAACCAGAUACAAAAUCCCAAUCAAAGCCAAAACGCCACGCCUACUUACACGCCAAAUCAUGACCAAAACCGAACUCCAAGCUGGAACCCGAACCAGACACAAAACCCAAACCAGCGACCCAAUCCUAAUUCAAGUUUGAAUCAAUUCGCGGAACAGAAUUUCAACCCCGAGACGGCACGGUUCGAAGGUCAGCCGCCGAACGCUGGAUUGGGAACAAAUCCUGACGGCGUCAAUGGCGUGUCCGACGUUACUGGAACGGACGGAAUGCGCGGACCUUUUCGUGCUGUUGGCAACAUAAACCCAAAUAACCAGGAUUUCGAAUGGCAAGCACCGAAAUUGGGAUGGCCCUCAAGCUCGAACGGCAACACGCACUCGAAAUCUGCAGAUCUUCGCGGAGUUUACGCCUCGUCGGGCUUCGACAUGCUUCAGGUUCUGGCUCGCGUAGCAAAUCGCAAAAAUCCCGAAAUCGAUAUCGGCACUGUAGAUUUGUCAUGCGCCUUUGUGGUGUGCGACGCCGAAAAGGACGACUGUCCUAUUGUCUACUGCUCUGACAAUUUUGAACGACUAACUGGCUACACCAAGCACAUGAUCCUCGGACGAAACUGCCGAUUCCUGCAGUCGCCAGAUGGGAAUGUGGCAUCAGGUAUUUACCGGAAAUACGUCGAUGAUGAUUCCGUCCUCUACCUCAAGAAUAUGAUUGAGCUCAAGAAGGAAUCGCAGAUUUCCUUGAUCAACUAUCGACGGGGCGGCCAGCCGUUUAUGAACCUGCUUACCAUCGUUCCUGUGAGGAUGUCAGAUGACGAGACAGCCAAGGUCAAAUACUUCGUGGGAUUUCAGGUGGACUUGGUCGAAAACCCGCAGUCGGUGACCAACCGAAAUUCAGACGGCUCGUACUCGAUCAAUUACCAGCGCGACAUGAUGCCCCGUUACACUCACAACGCCCCAGAGAAUACUCCGAAUAAAAGCGAUCUCGGCCAGACCAUUUCUGCCGAUGAGGUCGCGAACCUUCUUUGCGGCAUGGACCGAGCUGACGGACGAGACAAUAUCAGUCGGAACUGGGACAAGGUGCUGCUCGAGAAUACUGACGAUGUUAUCCACGUGUUAUCUCUUAAGGGCAUAUUUCAGUGGAUAUCUCCUUCGGCUGCUCGCGUGCUGGAGUAUGAGGCGAAUGAAAUAGUCGGCACAGCGCUCAGCUCGAUCUGUCAUCCAAGUGACAUUGUCCCGGUCACGCGAGAGCUCAAAGACACCUCUGCUGGAAGCUCUGUUAACAUCGUCUUUCGUAUCCGUCGCAAGCACAGCGGAUAUAUGUGGUUCGAAGGCCACGGAUCGCUGCACACUGAGCAAGGCAAGGGCCGCAAAUCAAUCAUCAUGGUCGGCCGUGAGCGACCCGUCUAUAGUCUCAGUCGGACAGACCUCGAGCACGGCGGUGGCAUCGGUGAGAACGAGCUGUGGACCAAAUUAUCUACAUCUGGCAUGUUUUUAUUCGUGUCUUCCAAUGUUCGGUCACUCCUGGACCGAGUCCCCGACGACUUGCUCGGCGUGAGCAUUCAAUCUAUGAUGCGCCCACCGUCUAAACUGGAGUUCAAUCGCAUUCUGGAACAUGCUCGAAGAGGCGCGCGUGCGUCAGUCAAACACGAGAUGGUCAAUCGUCGAGGUCAAGUUCUGUCCGCUUUCACUACUCUCUACCCAGGAGAUGCUGUGGUGGGUCAGAAGCCAACCUUUGUCGUUGCACAGACGCGGUUGUUGAAACAUCCUCGUGGGAUCAACACCAUUGCCGCGUCUGCUUUCUCUGGAUCGCCAGCUCCCAAAAACGAACGAACGAGCUCGACUGACACUUUUGCUUCGGGGCGCUCGGCCAGCGUGUCUCAACCUCCCCAAACUUCGGCCAAUGACCCGCCAACUUUGCUUCCGAACCUCGACGAACAACAGCCGACUAUCAUCUAUCAUCCGACUGGUCUACCGCCUAACGCCACCGACUCGAAUGAUCCGGUGCUCGCAAACAAUGGUGUCCCCAGAGGCGCCAACGGCUCCAGCAUGAACCGCUUCCUAGGUACCGACGGAUCCGCGAUGACGCAUGCCGGCGAGCAUGGCCUCCCUAUAGGCCGUCAGGAUCUUUCAUUGGCAUCAGACGACAAUCUUUUCGACGAACUCAAAACGACCAAAUCCAGCUCGUGGCAGUACGAGAUUCGUCAGCUGGAAAGGCUGAACCGUCAGUAUGCCGAGGAGGUUCAAGCGCUUAUUGCAUCAAAGAAGAAGCGUAAGCGGAGAAAGGGCUCUGGCAACCAGCAAAAGGAUUGUGCGAACUGUCAUACUAAAAGUACGCCGGAAUGGCGACGUGGGCCGAGUGGACAGCGCGACCUGUGCAACAGCUGUGGAUUGCGAUGGGCAAAAUUGCAAGGUCGAACCUCACCUCGCGGCUCCUCCCUCAAAUCCCACGGCAAUGCGCGCUCGGACAAGAAUGCGCCUUCGGACAAACACUCCCACGCCUCUCUCUCCCCGCCCGAUGGCUACGCUGGCCUCACUGGCACUAGUCGCAACAACAACAACAAUAUUGGUCAGAUCUCUGAGGGCCAGCCAGCCGCAGACAAAGCCCAGCGGAACCCAGCCCAAACUUCUCCAGAGAAUCCUUCUCAAAGCUCCCCGGAUCAUCUCUCCGGUGGUACAUAUCCCCAAAGUGGCAAUAUCCGCACGCUCCACGCUGUUAACACCCAUCCUCACAGCAACGAUCACAGCAACAGCGGCGCCAACGCCAGUAUGAACAACAGCAAAAACAAAAUCUCUAACGACAGCCCCGAAAACUCAGCUGGUGCAUUUGCAGCUGCGGCUGGUGUCGUCAAGCGCAGCGCUGGCGUCACUGGGCCUGGCACAGGCGCUGGGACUAUCGUCAACCAUCCUGUGAAUCACUCGACUGGAGCGAAUGUGACUGCGCCGGGUAACCGCACGCCAGCGAUGCCAAGCGGCUACACUUCGAUCAAAGGCGGUGAGCCUUCGGAUCCAGACUAG
Messenger RNA from Dissoconium aciculare CBS 342.82, 3945 nucleotides. RefSeq lists its product as uncharacterized. The transcript is spliced from 4 exons. Gene Ontology annotation, molecular function: protein binding; sequence-specific DNA binding; zinc ion binding. NCBI's taxonomy places the organism in Eukaryota, Fungi, Ascomycota, Dothideomycetes, Mycosphaerellales, Dissoconiaceae. Gene Ontology annotation, biological process: regulation of DNA-templated transcription. The coding region runs from base 1 to 3945 and encodes 1314 amino acids. Gene Ontology annotation, cellular component: nucleus. The record is from RefSeq and is a predicted model, not a curated record.